AAUACCACACUGUGAUGGACACUAAGCAGAGUAGAAGAGUGGAGAGGCACUUGAGGACACUCAGAGACUUAUUUUAACUCACUGAAGAAGGAAGAGGAUCUACAAUGGCCAACCACAAGGGUAUGAUCACUGACAUAGAUGUGAGGAGUCAAGAGAACAACUUGGCUCACCGCACCAGGGAGAUUGAUCGGGAGCGCCUGAUAGUCCGCAGAGGUCAACCUUUCUCCAUCACCCUGCAGUGCUCUGACUCUUUGUCCCCGCAGCAUCACCUGGAGCUGGUCCUGCACCUCGGUAAGAAGGAUGAGGUGGUCAUCAAGGUUCAAAAGGGACGAGGGGGCGGAGACAAGUGGUGGUUUUACCAACAGGGAGCACAGGAUGAAAUUCUGCUGACCUUGCACAGUCCAGCCGACGCCAUCAUUGGCCACUACCACCUCGCCGUGUUGGUGAUGUCACCAGAUGGACGCAUUUUAGAGAAGACUGACAAAAUUAAGUUCCACCUUCUCUUUAACCCUUGGUGCAGAGAUGAUGCAGUUUACCUCCCUGAUGAGAGUCAGCUCCAGGAGUAUGUCAUGAACGAGGAUGGAGCCAUCUACAUGGGGACCUGGGAUAAUAUCAGCAGUGUUCACUGGAAUUAUGGACAGUUUGAGGACUUUGUGAUGGACAUCUGCUUUGAAGUCUUGGACAACUCAAAGGAGGCCCUGAAAAACUCUGAGAUGGACAUGAAACGGAGAUCCGACCCUGUUUAUGUUGGCAGGAUGAUCACAGCAAUGGUGAACUCUAACGGGGACAGGGGUGUGCUGACUGGUCGCUGGGAGGAGCCGUACUCUGAAGGAACAGCCCCGUACAGAUGGAGCGGCAGCGUGCCGAUCCUGAGACAGUGGAGCAAAGCAGGGGCGAGGGCAGUGAAAUAUGGACAGUGUUGGGUGUUUGCUGGUGUUGCCUGUACAGUGCUGCGCUGUUUAGGCAUCCCAACACGCCACAUCACAAACUUCGAUUCGGCCCAUGACGUGGAUGGAAAUCUCUCUGUGGACUUCCUGCUGAAUGAAAGUCUGGAGAGGUUUGACAGGAGAGACAGAGGGGACAGCAACUGGAACUUUCACUGCUGGGUCGAGUCAUGGAUGAGGAGAGACGAUCUUCCCAGAGGAAAUGAUGGCUGGCAGGUUUUGGACCCGACACCCCAAGAACUGAGUGACGGUGAGUUUUGCUGUGGUCCGUGUCCAGUGACGGCCAUCAAAGAGGGAAAUCUGGGAGUGAAGUACGACGCUCCGUUUAUAUUCGCUGAGGUAAACGCUGACAUCAUCCACUGGAUCAUCAGACGAGACGGACAGAGGCAGAAGAUCAGAGUGGACCAGAAAAGUGUGGGGAAGAACAUCAGCACCAAAAGUGUUUUUGGCGACUUCAGAGACGAUGUCACUCUGAACUACAAAUAUCCUGAAGGCUCCCAGAAGGAGAGGGAGGUGUACGAGAGGGCGGGACACCGGGUGGCAGAACCAACCGAUGGCCAUGCAGAACCAGCACAGCUGCAGCUGUCAGUCAAGCACGCCAAGCCUGUGUUUGGGACUGAUUUUGAUGUGAUUGUUGAGGUGAUCAAUGGAGGAAGCAGGGAAGCUGAUGCUCAGCUUACCAUGCUAGCCAUGGCUGUAACCUACAAUUCUCUCCACCGAGGGGAGUGCCAGAAACAGGUCACCAGUGUGAAAGUGGCUCCUCACAAAGUCCACAGAGAAGUGCUGCGUCUGCGCUAUGAUGACUACGGCAGGUGUGUCUCUGAGCAUCAUCUGAUCAGGGUUAAGGCGCUCUUAGAAGCUGUGGGGGAGAACGACCCCAUCAUGGCUGUAGCAAACAUCCCUCUGAGCAUGCCUGAACUCCAAGUACAGGUACCUGGUAAAGCCUAUCUUUGGGAGCCAGUGACUGUCCACAUAUCCUUCACCAAUCCUCUCCCAGUCCCUCUAAGAGGCGGCGUGUUCACUGUGGAGGGAUCCGGCUUGCUAUCAAGCACAGAGAUCCGCGUUAAUGGAGAUAUCUCUCCGGGUCAAAAGGUGCCGGUGAAGCUCUCCUUCUCACCCGUCCGGACCGGAGUGCGGAAGCUUCUGGUGGACUUUGACUCUGACCGGCUGAAGGACGUGAAGGGUGUCGCCACUGUGGUUGUCCGCAAGAAAUACAAUCCUGUGUUUUCCAGACUUCACCUCUGAACAUUUUACAGGGACACAUGUUAUUGGUGAGAUUCUGUGGCAUUCCCUGAAUGUGAGAGGAGGAGCUGAUGGUUGAAAUAUGCCAAGUUUGAUUAAACAAAAACGCUUUAGAUAUGAGAGAAAGCUAAUCAACGCAAAAAAAAAAAAAAAAAAAAAAAAAAAAAAAUAUAUAUAUAUAUAUAUAUAUAUAUAUAUAUAUAUAUAUAUAUAUAUACAUAUAUAUAUAUAUGUAUAUAUAUAUAUAACAAUAUUAAGCAGCUGCCUGGUAUUUAAACUGUACUUUUAAUGCACACAAGCUAUGUUCCUAAUUGAAAGGUUCUAUUUAUAAUCACAAAAAAAUCUGGUAAUAAUCUUAAAGAUCCUUUAUGAACUUUAGUUCAUGUCGAUUUUUGGCCCCAUGUGGACAUAAGAGUAUUCUAAUCUGUCUUAGAGCUUAUCUGUCAUGUUUUCUGACAAGUAAUCACACUGUAAUAAUUUAACAGCUGUGCCAUGCUUUGGUAGGCAGGCAAAACCAUUCAUGAGGCUCAGUCCAUAUUAAGCUUAAAGCAAUGAUGUUGGAAUCAACAAAAUGCUUUCAGGUAAAGGAAACACCCAAUUCUUAAAUAUGAAUUCCCAAAUAACAAGCAGUACUUCUUAAAGGAGCAUCAUUACUUUAACUCAAUAAUUUAAAUAGAUAUAGCUGACUAUUGGGACAAUCUGUUUUUCUGCCACAAAUCAGGCAUAUUUAUUUCACGUGCCAUUUUACCACAAAGUAAUCCAUCAACUAAUUGCUUUGGCAUGUCUUUCAGGAUCUACUUAACUAUAAUUGACCAGAUAUGAAGAUAUUCUAGAGCUUUCUGAGGGGGUUUUGAUCUUGCGUUUAGGGCCGGGGUCCUCCUCAGGGACCUUUAUUGAUGAUCAAAAUCUAUUUUGAUGUUUUUUUAUUCACUCUUGGCCUUUUUACUUACAUUCAAAGUUUACCUGUCGAUCACUGAAUCCGAUUUCAGAUUUGCACCUGAUAUUUAAUACAGUCUAAAAGGAUUAUUUUAAAGGCCAUUUGAGAAUGAGGCUACAGUCAUCUGCCUACCUUCACCCAAUGAGUAAACUGCCUAUUAUGUGUCUGAAUGUCAAACUCAUGACCAUUGUUAGGAAUAUUAACUUUUAAAAGUAUUUGUAACUUUAAUAUGGGACAUACUGAGAAAAGUAACGUGUUAGAAUUAAUGUUGUCAAAAUGGUUGAUGAAUUUUUAUUAUCUCGGGGUGAAAAUGCGAUUAAAAAUAUAUGCUGAUUAAUCACACCAUGAUGCCAUCACACAACAGGUUGAAGUAGCUUCAUAACAUCCGUGCUCUUAAUUUUCUAAAUUUUAUGGCUUAAAUCCAUAUUCUACAAAUAACACCAUCCUCGACUGACUAGUAAAGGGACAAUCUGCCUUCAAUCUCCCCUUCUUCAGUUUCAGAAGAUAAUAACAAGUUUUUAUGCCCUUCAAGCAUAUUUUUUCUUGAUUGUUUUGUGACUUUUAUUAUUAAAUCGACCAGUAAUGCAAUAUUUCUCAAAUUAUCAACAUAUUCGAUUAAUUAUAAUCAAGUAAUUACAAAUCCUAUGAUAAUUGGAUUCGUUUUUUUAUUGACAGACAGCACUAGUUAAAAUGUUAGAGUAUUUUUAUCUCACCAAAAAUUCAAAAAUUCUUUAUCACUCAUUUCACUUGUUGGUUGUAAUACAGCACAUAGCCUCAAUUACAGUGAGUCUACUUUUCAGUAUGUGGUCAGUGUCGUCAUCCUGCAGUCUGUGGUCCAUAAUCUGUAACACUUCACCCUGAUAAUACCACCAACAGACAUUAAAGCCUUUACAGCUCUUUAAUACAUCUACAAUCUAAAACUAAACUCAGCAGAGGCAUAGCAAACGUAAUACUUUUGCCUCAUUGUUUCAAUGAAAACCAUACAAUGUGAGUUUUGUUAACAUCUGUUUCACCAUGAUGUCUUCUUGUACUUUCAGUUUAAAAAUUCUGCAUAAAUAGGGUAAUUCCACAGUGUACUGCCCUUCUCUCUAUCAUAAGAUUGCAGCAACUUCACACUGACACAGCUGUGUUUACCUGCAUGCUAUGUGCUAACAUGCAAGCAGGUAGGAGAGAAACAGAAACAGUGCUGCUGCUUUUCUGUGGCUGCAAAAGUAAAAUAAGUCAGCUUUUUUAUUCCCUAGAAAUUAAUCAUUUUAAUGAAAAUGUGACUUAAAAAAAUAAUAAUGUGAAUUGCAAAACUAACAUUUUACAUUACUCAUUAAAACCAAACAGACGUCUGAGUACUGAAACAGAUUACUUUGUAAUGCGUUACUAAAAAUACUGACAUGACACACUGUGAGUCUCUGCUGUGUAAAAUGUAACCAAAGGCUGAUUCUUCAGCUUGAUAUUGAUCGUUGUGUGACAACCAUCCCAUUGGAGAAGUUAUUGGAAUUUUAAAAAUUACAACAGAUAAGGAUGCAUGAUAUUAUGGGUAUGAUAUCAGUAGUGGGAGAUUUGAACAUUUCUGCUAAUAUGUACAACCAAUAUUUUUGCUAUGAACAUCUGCCUAAAUUAGCUGCAAAUUUUGGCCAUAAGAAAAAUAAGUUAGUGAAGUUUUAGGCUGGAUCAACAGACCUACAUCAGCCGAAGUCUUUUUCUUUAUUCAUCAUCAUUCUUUACACUUAAAGUGCAUUUUAAGGAGUGAUGUUUUUUUUUAAAUUUGUUCAUCCUUAAACUUUAACCCGUCUGUUUUAUGGACUCAAAUUUUAGGUUGGAACUACAUUUAGAUACUGGUAUCGACAUCAGCUAAAAUGAUUUUGUAAAUAUAGGCAUCAGCAAUCAGCAAAGAAUUCAAUAUCAUGCAUCCUUAACAGUCUUUGCCACUGAUGACCUUGUUUGCCUUCAAAGGUCAUAAAGAGACAGAACAUUUUUUUCAGUCCUGUAAAAACUGCUGUCAGAGUCGUCAAAACUGCUUUGUAUUGGAAAUCUGUACGAUGUUUUUUUUUAAAUCAGUUUGAAUGUGUGAAUUUCUUUGUGCUUUUUCUUCAUGUUAGUUCCACUGUACCAUUUAACUUCCUGCAUUUUUGAACAAUGACUGCAGUCCCAAUCCUUCAUCAUCUUCAAUCUAAAACUAAUUUCUUACCAGAUUCUGUGUGGAAAUGUGCUAUGCACUUUUGAAAUUAAUAAUGUCUUGUGUUUUUGUCAUUCAAUAUGUUCUUGCACUUUUUCCAAUUGCAUUUUGGUCACAAUAUGAUAGAGACCACUUUACAUAUUUGAUAUUACUAUUUAUGCAUUUGCACAAUUAAAAUAAGCUUGUGAAACAUCCAGAGUUUGCUACCAAUAAAAUAUAAUUUUCA
This is a messenger RNA of Cheilinus undulatus (humphead wrasse), 5519 nucleotides long. RefSeq names its product transglutaminase 2, like (gene tgm2l). The coding region runs from base 105 to 2189 and encodes 694 amino acids. Lineage: Eukaryota; Metazoa; Chordata; Actinopteri; Labriformes; Labridae. Gene Ontology annotation, molecular function: protein-glutamine gamma-glutamyltransferase activity. The record is from RefSeq and is a predicted model, not a curated record. Gene Ontology annotation, biological process: peptide cross-linking. The transcript has 15 exons.